Molecule: messenger RNA, 3628 nt
Organism: Neocloeon triangulifer
Lineage: Eukaryota; Metazoa; Arthropoda; Insecta; Ephemeroptera; Baetidae
Product: voltage-dependent calcium channel subunit alpha-2/delta-2-like
Exons: 20
Coding region: 122-3265 (1047 amino acids)
Cellular component (GO): voltage-gated calcium channel complex
Molecular function (GO): voltage-gated calcium channel activity
Source: RefSeq, a predicted model, not a curated record
ACUGGGUCGCGUUCUCCAGCGAGAAAGGGUUGCGACAAUCAAUCCGGACCGGCCGAGAGCGCACAAAAUCACGCGUCCCACCCGCGCGUCCCGUACGUCCGAGAUGGAAUAAAGACCGGCCAUGCUGUCGCUCCUGAUCGUCUGCGUGUUCGCCGCCCCCGCCGCCUCCGACGUCGGCCAAAUUCCCAGCCCCCAAACCCUUUCUAAAUGGAACUUCAUGCUAGAGAACAAGUUCAGUCAGCUCGCGGAACAGGUCACUCAUUUCAAAUAUGUGCAAAAGAUUUACGAGAGCGACAACAAGCACGUUCGCCUCAGGGAAUUGAACGGCGAGGGCAUGUUGAAGCAAACGCUGAGCAAAAUGCGAGACCUCCUGGAACGCAAAGAAGCCGCCCUUCAGAGACUGGUUCAAGCUGCGGAAGACGCGGUGUCCAACCACAAGUACAGUCCGGGUCUGAACAUGCUGGACGUGCCGUAUCUGAACAUGAAGGAGCUGCGAAAGGGCGACGAGCGGCUGCGGUUCAACCCUUCGUUCCUGCAGAACGUCACCCUGAAGGAGUCGGGGGUGCACAUCCCGUUGGAGAUCUACGAAGGAUGGAUGGGUCACCGCUACAAAGUGCUAUGGUGGCACGAUCCGCAGAUUCUGAACGGACUCAGGUGGUCUUCGGCGCUCGACGCCGUCUUCAAAGAGAACGCGCGCCUCGACCCCAACCUCAAGUGGCAGUAUUUCGGCAGCCAACGCGGCUUCAUGAGGGUCUACCCUGCUUUUAGGUGGCCGGAAAAUACGGACCUGCCUGACUUAUUUGACGUUCGGCGCCGCUCUUGGUACAUUCAAGGAUCAGUUUCGCCGAAAGACAUGAUCAUCAUGAUUGACACGAGCGGAAGUGUUCACGGGCAAACUUUUGACAUCAUGAAAAUUGCCGUGAAAGCCAUGCUGCACACCCUAGGCGAAAACGACUAUGUCAAUGUUGCCUGGUUCAACAAUGAGGUGGACUGGGUGGCGCCUUGUCUGUCCACUUUGGUGCCGGCCACGAGCCACAACAAGCGGCUCAUGUUCGACGCCGUGGACCAGCUUCAGGAGGGCAACUACACGAGUUACUCGGCGGCCCUGGAGUUCGCGUACGAAGCGUUUCGCCAGUUCGAGGAGAACAAGCAGCCGUGGGAAGGCUCCAACUGCCACAAGGUGAUCAUGUUCUUCACCGACGGCGGCACCGAGUGGCCCGAGGAGGUCAUCUUGAAGUACCAGAGCGACAACGUGACGCGCAACGUGCGCAUCUUCACGUACGCCUCGGGGCCGCACCCCAUCCCCACGGUCAUCCUCAAGUCGAUCGCGUGCACCACCAACGGCUACUACAACACCCUCACAGCCGCUGCAGCCAUCAGGCCACGCAUGCAGGACUACGUGAAAAUCCUCGGACGUCCCCUGAUCCAGUCUGGCGAGGACACUUUGUACGAAUGGAGCAAUUUUUACCGUGAUAUUGGAGGCCUUGGAAUGAUGGCGACGGUCACCCUACCGGUGGCAAAUUUGACUGAAAAAAGUAACCAAAGUUUGGUUGGAGUGAUGGGCGUGGACGUUGCCUUGAGUGAAAUCGAAUCCCAAUAUUCGAAGCAGAUCGUCGGCCCUCUUGGUUAUGGAUUUGCCAUAAACCAGAACGGAUUUGUUGUUUUCCACCCGCGAUUGCAAGAUCAGCUCGCUUUUAUGGAGGAACCAUCUGAUUUGGACAUUUUGGAACUUGAGGGUCACAAGUUGGACUCGGUGACCGUCAGGGAUGCGAUGGUGGCUGGGGAGGAGGGCAGUUUGCUCAACGUGACCCACUUGCAAAUUCUCGACUCCAAACACGCAAUGCCCGUGAGAAUGAACUUCCACUUUGGGCAAAUAGGAAAUUCAACAUUCAGAUUUUGUUUGGCGAUUCCCGUGAAUCACGUGGUGAUGGAGGUGAGCAGUCAGAGUCACGAGGCGGGACUGCGCUUCGAAAGCAAUAAAGGCGUUCUCGUCGCGCCGUGGACUUUCUGCGAUGGCCUCGACCAAGACCCCAGCGUCAUGCUCCUCUCUGAAGCCAUAGCCAACAAUACAAACAACUGCAGUCAGAAGAAUCUGGCGCAACACUUGCUGUGGGACGCAGCCAAAAUCGGCCAAAUUUUGAAAGACUGGGAAAACAAAGCGGAGCCUCGUGCGAGAAGCAGGUUUAUUUUCACGGAUAGCGGAAUUACGGCUGUUCAUCCCGACACUGAAAAAAUUCACUUCAUUAAUCAAAGAGAUCCAUCUCGGAAUGGAUUUUUCAAGCAGACGGCCCAGUCCAAGUCGUACGUGUACAGAGUGAAGCAUGCGAAAAGAAACGCCGUUCGCACAACUUCCGUCAUGGUCGGUCGGAAAAUCGUCAUCAAGCAACAAAAUAGAGUUUUUAUCGCCGCCGCGGUCGGCGCCGAGGUCGACGAGCAAAUCAUAAGUCAAAUGUUCCUCAACAUAACUUCCACCGGCGUGGGCUCCAAUAAUGAGGUUUUAUGCAACAAGCCAGACGAGCUGACCUGCUACCUGAUCGACCAGGGAGCAGUUGUGGUCGCCUCGAAUCAAGAAAAUGCAAAGAUCGGCGUCCGUUUGAGUGACCUCGACCCGCAGGUCAUGUCCCAGUUGCUGUCCGAAGGGGUGUUCAAGCGGGAGCACAGUUUCAGCCACCAGACGUGGUGUCCGAGGCGCAAAACCCGGAAGCAAAUGCUGGCCGAGUUGGCCGCCGCCGGCUCGUCCCGCUUCGGCCUCUUCUCCGCCUCCUGGGCGUCCAACCUGCUGUCCCUGGUGGACACCCUGACGCUGACCCUGUCCACCGUUCUGUGGUGGGGGCUGCCCACCCUGGGCGAGACGAUCGCCGCCGUCGGCUGGGAGCCGAGCGUCGAGCGCAACUUCAGCUGCGUGACGCGCGCCACGUGGCUGCACCACACGGGACGUCCGCACUUCUUGGGCGCGUACGAGUGCGACCAGUGCGUCCGACCAAUCACAGCUGCCUUCCUGCCAGACCUGGCCUUGCUGCUGGUGGUCGCGGACGCGCCGUGUCAAUGCCGAAACAACGCUUUCAUCGACGUUUCCAACACCGAAAUGGAUGCCUGCAGUUUGAAAAGCAAGUUUAGGCUUCGUCCAGAUACCUGUUUUCAUCAGGACAACUCUUCGGACUGCGGUUUGUCCUCGAGUUUCGCCUCGUCAUGUUCCCUAUCACCUCUGCUUCUCGUGCUCGCCAAUUUGGUGCAGCAGGUGCUAAUUUUUAGAGGGCCAAAUUAGACUAUAAAACGCUAGGAUCGCACACGCAGUAGGCGCCGCUUUUCAGUAGGACGAGAGGCACGCCAAGAUCUCAACUCGAGGAAUUGGGGCAUUCAAAAUGUCACCCCUGCGCGCCACUUCCUAGACUGACUCGAAGUUGUGAUAGUCCAGUAGGAAAAAAAUCAACAAAGCAAUACUUCAGAAAUUGUAUAAACUCUCACUCGCACACAAUUGAAGAUGUACUUCCUGAGCGCACUUAAGUUUGGACGAAUUCUCGACUGCGUCAAGAUUAUUUGUUUGAAGAAUUGAACGAAUUUUUGUUGAAUGGCAAAAAUGAGCAGUUGUACUGAAUAAUUUUGAUAGGCCUUAAAUCUCAGAAUAAAA